AAAAGGGUCCCUUUGUAAUUCCCAUUCCCUACCCUCUCUAGGUUUCCUGCGCGCGCAAGCCCUUGGUGAAGAUUUAAGCCGCCGAUAACACACUCUCUCUCUCUAGAUUCCCAACCUGGCUACGGAGAUUCUCUCUUUAGGAUUUACACACAGUCUCUCUCUCUCUCUCUCUAAACACACAAAGCAAUCAUGGCGGACGUGAUGUCGAUGGAAGACAUCAAUGCUACAGCUUCGCGACUCGGAAUCGAUAUCGCUGAAGUUGAUUUGGAUUCCAUACGCCUCCCUCCCGGUGAAGACUUCGGCAUCAUAAGUGAUGAUGAAGAUCUUAACCAAGAGGACUCUUUGGAAUUCGAUGGUGGGUUCGGUAACAUAAUCGUCGUGGAUAACAUACCUGUUGUUCCGAAGGAGAAGUUCGAAAAGCUUGAAGGUGUUAUCCGAAAAAUUUACAGUCAGAUUGGUGUGAUUAAAGAAGAUGGUCUUUGGAUGCCUGUCGAUCCUGCCACCCAGAAAACCCUAGGUUUCUGCUUUAUUGAAUAUAACACUCCACAGGAAGCUGAACUUGCUAGGGAGAAAACGAAUCUCUACAAGCUGGACAGAGCACAUAUAUUUGCUGUGAACAUGUUUGAUGACAUUGAGAAGUUUUUGAAGGUUCCGGAUGAGUGGGCCCCUCCUGAAACAAAACCAUAUACUCCAGGGGAAAAUCUACAACAUUGGCUUACUGACGAGAAAGCUAGAGAUCAGUUUGUUAUUCGUGCUGGAUCAGACACGGAGGUUUUAUGGAACGAUGCCAGGCAGUUGAAGCCUGAUCCUGUUUACAAACGUGCUUUCUGGACUGAAAGUUUUGUCCAGUGGUCCCCACUAGGGACUUACUUAGCCACAGUUCAUAGGCAGGGUGCUGCUGUGUGGGGUGGUGCCACUUCCUUUAACCGCCUUAUGCGUUAUGCUCAUCCCCAGGUAAAACUGAUUGAUUUCUCACCUGGUGAGAGAUUUUUGGUAACUUACAGCAGCCAUGAACCAAGCAAUCCUCGCGAUACUCAUAGGGUUGUGCUAAAUAUUUUUGACGUGAGAACGGGGAAAGUCAUGAGAGAUUUCAAGGGGAGCGCAGAUGAGUUUGCAAUUGGUGGAACUGGAGGUGUUACGGGGGUGUCUUGGCCUAUUUUCAGGUGGGGUGGUGGAAAAGAUGACAAGUAUUUUGCCAGAAUUGGAAAAAAUGUUAUCUCGGUCUAUGAAACAGAGACCUUCACUCUUAUUGACAAGAAAUCCAUUAAGGUUGAAAAUGUUAUGGACUUCUGUUGGUCACCUACCGAUCCUAUUCUUGCACUUUUUGUUCCUGAACUUGGUGGCGGUAACCAACCUGCUAGGGUGAGUCUUGUUCAAAUCCCAAGCAAAGAGGAGUUAAGACAGAAGAACCUCUUCAGUGUUAGUGAUUGCAAAAUGUAUUGGCAGAGCAAUGGGGACUACCUUGCGGUUAAGGUUGACCGAUACACAAAAACUAAGAAGAGCACAUACACUGGCUUUGAGCUCUUCCGAAUCAAAGAACGGGACAUACCCAUUGAAGUUCUGGAGCUUGAGAAUAAGAAUGACAAGAUUAUUGCAUUUGCAUGGGAGCCAAAGGGCCACAGAUUUGCAGUUAUCCAUGGAGAUAGCCCAAGGCCAGAUGUAAGUUUCUACUCAAUGCGAAGCGGUCAUAACACGGGUAGGGUUUCAAAGCUCACAACUCUCAAGGGCAAGCAAGCAAAUGCUCUAUACUGGUCACCUGCUGGUCGCUUCAUAAUACUGGCUGGGCUGAAGGGUUUCAAUGGACAGUUGGAGUUCUACAAUGUUGAUGAGCUUGAAACUAUGGCUACAGCUGAGCAUUUCAUGGCAACGGACAUUGAAUGGGAUCCUACUGGAAGGUAUGUUGCAACUGCAGUGACUUCAGUUCAUGAAAUGGAAAAUGGUUUCAACAUUUGGUCCUUUAAUGGCAAGCUGCUGUAUAGGAUACUGAAGGAUCAUUUCUUUCAGUUUGCAUGGCGCCCAAGGCCACCAUCAUUCUUGAGCCCUGAGAAAGAGGAAGAGAUUGCAAAGAACCUGAAAAAAUAUAGUAAGAAGUACGAGGCAGAGGACCAGGACGUAUCGAUGCUAUUGAGCGAGCAGGAUCGUGAGAAGCGGAAAAUGUUGAAGGAUGAAUGGGAGAGGUGGGUCAAUGAGUGGAAACGACUGCAUGAAGAGGAGAAAUUGGAAAGGCAGCGGCUGAGGGAUGGGGAAGCCAGCGAUGAAGAAGAAGAGUAUGAAGCAAAGGAAGUUGAAGUUGAGGAGUUGUUGGAUGUCUCAGAGGAGGUUCUGUCCUUUGACUUUGGUCAGGAGUGAGUUGUGUUCUUUAAUAAAUAUUUUUGAAGCUUUUAAGUUGAGUCCUUGAUCUGCACUAAUUAGGGACUUUAAUAUGUUUUUAGGGGUUAAAAUGUUUGUUUAUUCAUGAUUUACUGUGGUGUUUCACUAGGAAAUUUUGUUGUUUAUGCAAGCAUUACUUGAAUCAUAUUUUGCUUCUUGUGGCAA
This is a messenger RNA of Cornus florida, 2535 nucleotides long. RefSeq names its product eukaryotic translation initiation factor 3 subunit B-like. Gene Ontology annotation, biological process: translational initiation. Gene Ontology annotation, molecular function: translation initiation factor activity; translation initiation factor binding; RNA binding. Lineage: Eukaryota; Viridiplantae; Streptophyta; Magnoliopsida; Cornales; Cornaceae. The record is from RefSeq and is a predicted model, not a curated record. The transcript is spliced from 11 exons. Gene Ontology annotation, cellular component: eukaryotic translation initiation factor 3 complex. The coding region runs from base 190 to 2349 and encodes 719 amino acids.